AUCCGUCACAAAGGUGGAUCGUAUUGUAUACCCGGUGAAGUCAAUUUUGUUAAAACCCCACCAGAAAUUAUCUGAACAGAUUCUCAAAUAUUCCUCCAAUCUCAAAAUCAGAGCAUCCUUAUGUUCUUCAAUGCUAAUCUUGCUCCAUGUAAUUGCAGGGAUUAAAAACAUUAGCUUUUGUUCUCUUGAUAUACAAAUUGAUUCUUUUCUGGGUUGAUUUAAAAUGACUGUUUUACGCGAGAAAGUCUUGCGCAAGAAGGUAGAGAAGCUUGAGGUGAAAGGAUUAAAAAUACAUAAACUGAUUCCAGAAAAGCUAUCUGGACUGGAAGAACUACUUCAAGAUGUUUAUCUCAUCCUUCGACCAAAACCAAGUGAUUAUCAUGAUCGACUGGAUUUGGUUCGAGUCUUCAACGAUAUAGCAAAGGAGCUCUAUGGAAACAGUAACCGUCCUGUUGUGAAGGAAUUUGGUUCAUUUGUGAUGGACUUAUUCAGUUCCACCAGCGAUCUGGACCUCUCAGUCAAUUUCAGUGAUGAUGCAGCUGAGUACCCCCGCGACCAGAAAAUCAAAACUCUUCGAAAGUUUCUGAGAAAGUUCUAUGCACUUAAAAGUCAAGGACAUGUUUCUGGUGUUAAGCCUAUAUUUACUGCCAGGGUGCCAAUUCUUAAAGUUGUUGAUGCUGGAACUGGGGUUGAAUGUGAUAUUUCAGUAGAGAACAAAGAUGGAAUUUUGAAAUCCCAAAUCGUCCACAUGAUAUCUUUGAUCGAUUAUAGGUUUCAGAAGCUAUGUUUUUUGAUGAAAACCUGGGCAAAGGUGCAUAACAUUAACAGUUCAAAAGAUGGGACACUGAACUCUUUAUCCAUAAUACUUCUGGUGACUUUCCAUUUACAGACUCGAAAUCCCCCUAUAUUACCACCACUUUCUGCCUUAUUUAAAGAUGGCACUGAUCCUGCAUCUGUUAUGAAGUGUGUAAAGAAAUAUUCGAACUAUGGGAAAGGAAAUAAAGAGUCAUUGGCCAGCCUUUUCCUUACUCUGUUAAUCAAGCUAUCAUCUGUUUCAACACUUUGGUGUAAAGGUCUCUGCGCCAGUGCGUACCAAGGAGCUUGGAUUUCUAAAUCAUGGAAUUCCGAAGUUGGCUGCAUAAGUGUCGAGGAUUUUACAGACAGGUCUCAAAAUGUUGCAAGGGCGGUAAAAGAAGCAGAAAUUCCAAAUAUCAAUAAAGCCAUUGAACUAUCAAUUAUAUACAUAUUUGAUUUUAUGAAUGGUUUAAUUGAAGAAUCAAAGUUAAGGCGCCUUUUGUUUGGCCGUGAUGCUACAAUACCCAUGUCAGUUCAUACAAGCACCGCAAGUGGGGAAGAAAACGCAAAACUGAAUCAUUUGCCACUCGAGCUUAUUGAUUAUAAACCAAGUAUGCAGCCACCUACCACUGUUUGGGGUGGGAGGCUUGCAACACACUGUGAAUCUGCAUACAAAAACUAUCCGGUUAUGGCUUCCGACGUGACAGCAACAAAAAAGAUGCGGACUACUGGUGGCUGGGAAGAAAAACCCGCAGAAGAUUGGGUAGGAACCUCUAAUGGAAAUUGGGGACGGAUAUCAGGAGGUUAUUCGAGGAACAACCAAUAUCCUAUUAUUGUCAACCCUAAUAUGAUCCCUCUAGUAGGCUACCAAAGUAAAGACGGGGUUAGAAUGCAGCCGACUGUUACUGCUGAACAUGUUACUGCUGAACAUAUAUGGCCUGAAGAGAUGCCAGGGACCAGAGAAUGGGGAAAUUCAUUGCCAGCUAAUGUUCAUUAUAACAAAAAUAGUCAAGUGUCUGGGUACUCUGUUAGUCAUCCAACUUCAUCAAAUCAAAAUCUUCAAACAUUUGUUACACGUGACCGAAAUCCAGUGCAUGGACGGCCUUUCAGUCCUCGAGGAUCUUGGUAGGGUUUUGUUGAUUGCACCCAGUUUCUUCCCUUAGCAAUCUGAUUGCCCUGAUAUCUUCUUUGGGGUUGAUCUUGUCCAUAUGUACUCUCUAGGCUCAGAUUUGUAAUCACAUGUACCAUUGUCGUUCAGUUUUCCUUGUAAGAUCUGUAAAAGGCUUGGAUUUUCUGCAAUCUAAGUACUCUUUAUACAUGUGCUGAUGUGCAUGUAGUGCUGUAUUUAAAUUUUAAUGUCUUUCCUGAUA
Daucus carota subsp. sativus is the source of this 2165-nucleotide messenger RNA. RefSeq names its product protein HESO1. NCBI's taxonomy places the organism in Eukaryota, Viridiplantae, Streptophyta, Magnoliopsida, Apiales, Apiaceae. Bases 224 to 1924 code for a protein of 566 amino acids. Gene Ontology annotation, molecular function: nucleotidyltransferase activity. The transcript has 9 exons. The record is from RefSeq and is a predicted model, not a curated record. Gene Ontology annotation, biological process: RNA 3'-end processing.